Colletotrichum godetiae is the source of this 2458-nucleotide messenger RNA. RefSeq lists its product as uncharacterized. The record is from RefSeq and is a predicted model, not a curated record. Lineage: Eukaryota; Fungi; Ascomycota; Sordariomycetes; Glomerellales; Glomerellaceae. Gene Ontology annotation, molecular function: serine-type endopeptidase activity. The transcript has a single exon. Gene Ontology annotation, cellular component: membrane. Bases 427 to 2223 code for a protein of 598 amino acids.
CCUUACCGCCGACGGAGUUCUCCGCUCCCGUCGUUGUUAUCGAUUACGUGCCUUAGUAAGGUUCUUAGGUACCCCGGGGGUGGGCCGGAACUUGUCCUUGGCCGGCUGCCGCGGUCCCGAUCCCCGUGGUCGGAAUUCUCCAAAGAAUUUACGGGUUCGAUUGCGUCUUUGAGAUCGAACCACUGCGACAACGCCGCCCGCGUGCGACGACGACGAGCAACCACCACCACUACCUCUGCGAACUCGCGCAAGAGUGCGACAGCGCUUACAAUACGAGAGGUGGCGCACGCCUGCAACAUUCACCAAAGAUAAAGUUCUUCGUCGACAAGCAGCUGGCGCAUUGAUGAGUGUCUAGCUUCUCAGUGCGCUCCGCGAAACGAGGAAAAAAGACGGCUGUUCGCCCACCCAGGGCGGCUCUAGGAAGCCAUGAACGCCUCACUCGGUCUCGUCCCCUCGAGAUCGUUCCUCCACCUCGGCCUGCGCGCCGCAUGCCGUUCCGCAUCAAACACCACGAGCUGUUCGCCCGCGUCACGACUUCUUUCGACAUGCACCAUCACCUACCAAACGUCCACCGUCGCCAACCGACCAUACGCACCGGGUCCCUCACCCCUCCGCCAAACCCAAUGGCCAUCCCCCAGCCUCACCGCCAUGACGGCCGGUAGAUCGAUACAAAGAUGGGCCUCCUCCUCCUCCUCCGCGUCAUCACCACCAUCACAACCGCCCAAGACCGACUACAAGAACGAGCCCGUCCUCCGCGACUACGUAGACCUCCCCCUCGACUAUAAGGACAAACUAGGCCUGCGCUUCAGGGAGGAGAACAAGGACCUCUCGGCCGCCGAAGUCAGGUCCGUCUUCGGUGCCUCCCUCAAGCCCGCCGCCGCGAACCGGCUGCUGCGCAUCAUGCACGGCCGCCGCGUCGCCGGCACGCUCGAGGACCCUGCCUUCGCCAUCAACACCGCCGCCUUCACCUCCCAACAGCGCGACGCCGCGCUAGCCUACCUCCGCGAGAAGAUGCCCGUAGACGAGGUCCUCAACGCGGGUCUCCGAGCCGAGGACGAGCUUGCUGCGCUGGAGAAGGACCUCGCGGAGGAGAGCAGCACCGACGAAGACACUUCCUCCUCGUCAACCGCAACCGCCGGCUCCAAAACACCAUCCCUCCGCAAAGAAACCGCCCCCGUCGUCAAACCGGACCCCGUAUACGGCUACAGCGCCUUUGACGCCAUCCGCGCCAAAAACCAAGCCAAGGCCGCCGAGGAAGAGGCCCGGCUCAUCGCCGAGGCCGAGGCAAAGGGCAUCGAGUACAACCCUGGCACGCUCUCCAUCCCCAUCAAGCGGCCCCCGAUGACGCCGCGCAUGGCAAAGUGGACGGAACAAGGCACCGCCUCGGACCUCGCCGCCCCGCCGCCGCUCACCCUCGCCGAACGCAUCCUCCCUUCCGCGGCCGUCGUCUUGCUGCUGGUCGGCGCGCUGGCGACGUUCGCGGCGGUGUAUACCCCGCCCCGCGACGCCGACCGCCUGUUCCCCGAGGUCGGCGCCUCGACGGCGACGGUCGGCGCGCUGAUUGCGCUCAACGUCGUCGUCUCGAUUGCGUGGCGCGUGCCGCCGCUGUGGCGGUUCCUGAACCGGUAUUUCGUGCUCGUGCACGGCAUGCCGCGCGCCGUGACGAUGAUUACGGCGAAUUUCUCGCAUAGUUCCUUGGGCCAUUUGGCGACCAAUAUGGUGGGGCUGUGGUUCAUGGGCACCGCGUUGCACGACGAGGUCGGACGGGCGAAUUUCCUGGCGAUUUAUUUGGCGUCUGGCGCCGUUGGGUUCCUGGGGAGUUUGACGGCGUAUACGCUUCGGGGGUUGUUGACCGUGUCGACUGUGGGUGCGUCGGGCGCCGUGUUUGGUGUUGCGACGGCGUACUUUUGGAUGCAUCGGUUUGAUUCGUUCAAGGUGCUUGGGUUCCCGCCGGAUCCGAUGAAUGGGCCUCAGGGGCUGGGGUUCAUUGCGUUGAUUUUGGGGUUCCAUAUCUAUGCGUUCUUUAGGCGGGGCAAGCAGACGAUCGAUUUGACGUCGCAUUUGUUUGGUAUGUUGGCUGGGUUGGUUGGUAUCGAGUUCGUGACAGGACGCAAGGUGGAGGGGGCGAGGGUUGAUGGGUUGGAGAAGAAGAGGGGUGAUCUUGUUGCUGAUGCGCCGCCUCGUGAUGGGCAGAAUGAUGGCGGGAAUGAUGUCAAGGCUUGAGAGAGAGAGAGAGAGGGAGAGAGAGAGAGUCAGGGGAUGUGUCUAGAUGUUCCGCUUUCUGAGAGAAGUGGGAGGGUGAAGUGUGUAUAAUAUAUUGAAGAACACUGGGGGGAACCUGCUUUCCCCCUAUCAUCAGCCCCUUUGGUGGGAAAUUAGAUUUUGUAAACUUAUAUCUCGAACGUAAGACAGAUACCACUUUGAGGCAACGUUCUUUCCAGGAUUUGAGAUGAGGCUA